This is a messenger RNA of Marmota monax (woodchuck), 931 nucleotides long. Its product is annotated as glutamate receptor ionotropic, NMDA 2B-like. NCBI's taxonomy places the organism in Eukaryota, Metazoa, Chordata, Mammalia, Rodentia, Sciuridae. The transcript is spliced from 6 exons. Bases 1 to 636 code for a protein of 211 amino acids. The record is from RefSeq and is a predicted model, not a curated record.
AUGUUGGCCGGCUCGGGCGGCCCCCGCGGGCACAGCGACACGGGAAUGGCGGCCGCCUUUCUUGGCCACCCACUGGUCGGCCCGCCACCCCGGCGACACGAAGAAUGGCGAGGGCAGGGAUGCCGAGCUGUCGACACAAGGGCCUGGCCUCGGCCGCUGCCCCCUGCAGCUUAUGUGGCUUCCUUCUGGGAUAGCCCUUCUAAAGUUAUUCAGAAAGUCCGAGUUAUUCUCAAUGCAGAGUUGAUGUGUAAAAAGCUGCACCAUCCGUCCCAAGGCUUCCGGUUUGGAACUGUCCGGGAGAGCAGUGCUGAAGAUUAUGUGAGGCAAAGCUUCCCAGAGAUGCAUGAGUAUAUGAGGAGGUACAAUGUUCCAGCCACCCCUGAUGGAGUGCAGUACCUCAAGAAUGAUCCAGAGAAACUAGACGCCUUCAUCAUGGACAAAGCCCUUCUGGAUUAUGAAGUGUCAAUAGAUGCUGACUGUAAACUUCUAACCGUGGGGAAGCCGUUUGCCAUAGAAGGAAGUGAAGCAGGUGGCAUCGCUAUACCAGACAUUAAACUAUACUACAGAGCAAUAGUAACAAAACAGCAUGGUGUUGGCACCAAACAGACUGGGAGACCAAUGGCACAAAAUAGAUGACACAGAGACUAACCCACAAAAUUUAAAUUAUCUUAUAUUAGAUAAAGGUGCCAAAAACAUGCACUGGAGAAAAGAUAGCAUCUUCAACAAAUGGUGCUAGGAAAACUGGAAAUUGUAUGCAACAAAAUGAAAUUAAACCCCUAUCUCUCACCUCACAAUACUUAUCUUAAAAUGGAUCAAGGACUUGGAAUUAAACCAGAGACUCUGCAUCUAAUAGAAGAAAAAGUAGGUCCUAAUCUUCAUCAUGUGGGGACUAGGCCUCAACUUCCUUAAUAAGACUCCUAUAGCGCAAGAA